This is a messenger RNA of Orbicella faveolata, 3104 nucleotides long. RefSeq names its product rho guanine nucleotide exchange factor 11-like. NCBI's taxonomy places the organism in Eukaryota, Metazoa, Cnidaria, Anthozoa, Scleractinia, Merulinidae. Gene Ontology annotation, cellular component: cytoplasm. Gene Ontology annotation, biological process: G protein-coupled receptor signaling pathway. Gene Ontology annotation, molecular function: guanyl-nucleotide exchange factor activity; G protein-coupled receptor binding. The record is from RefSeq and is a predicted model, not a curated record.
GGCACUUUGCUCGACAAUAUCCGAGCGCCAUAUUGGUUGUUGCAAGAGGGCUGGAAAAUUAGGAGAUUUGUUUUGCUCUAUCAUUUUUUCUCGACCGCAUAUUACGCCAGAGUGAACGGGGCCGAAUCGUUCACCACUCGCAAAGGAUUCGAACAAAUUGCUCGGUCUCAACGCGUCUAUCAGUAUUUCGAACAAGUCAAAUUUCCUCCGGAUACAGAGCUCUUACAUUGAAACUGAAAAGGUUGCAACAUUCAGGGAAUUUGAGUGCUGUGCGGAGGUGUAUCUUUUCGCCGUCCAUUGUUGGAAGAUAGAAGAUAAUUUGCAUCAUUUUUGUGGGGUCCACCACCGUCUCGAUCGAUGUAUCGACAGUGAAAGAAUGAAUAAUGUCAUCUAUGUCUUUGUUUAUCGCCUCAAGCUGAUUGUGCAGAAAGGGUGACCCACCGCCAGGGUUGACUUUACAGCAAGCGAUGGAUCCGGCUGAAAAUCAGGAUGGCCAGCACUUGAUCCAACACUGUGUCAUUAUCCAGCGUGAUGAAAAAGGCUAUGGUCUGACUGUUACAGGGGAUAAUCCAGUUUAUGUACAGUCUGUAAAGGAAGGUGGAGCAGCUUAUCGCACAGGUGUGCAAGUUGGUGAUAAGAUCAUCAAGGUGAAUGGAACUCUGGUGACUAAUUACAAUCACAUUGAAGUUGUCAACCUCAUAAAAUCUGGUUCCUAUGUGGCACUGACUCUGCUGGGAAAACCACCACCUCCUUUGCAAGCAGAACGGCAUGGAUCUCCGUCACCACCUCCACCACCACUGAACAUUGUACCAAAAGACCCAGUAAAAGAUGAGAGAACAGUAACCAUUCAAAGGGUGCUUGAUCAGGAGAGGCAGUUUUAUAAGAAAACAAGGGAGGAGUAUACCAAAAAACCAUCUGACAAGCUUCAAAAAGAGCUUGCUGAAUCAAUAACCCGAAUCAGAGCAUUUGAGGCAGAACUCAGUGCCUUAAUGCAGUAUCAGCAGCCUAGUAACAAUGGACCCCACUCAGCACCCCCAACAUGGCAGCCAGCAAGCAGAUUUCCAUCCAGGACCUAUUCAGUUCCAGCUCAUGAAAACACCAGUCCUCCACCAGAACACGACCCUAAUGCACUGUACGACAACUAUCCCCAAGCCAUGAUUGGUGAUGCACUCAAUAACAGAUCUGCUGAGACUGACAGGGAGGUCUCUUCCUCUCCACCACUGCCCCCUGAGAGAAGGUUCCUUCCGAAAGGGGACCAACUUAUGCCACUUAGUGGUAUAGGUUCUGUUACUUAUCCUGGGAAAAAAAGGAUUAAGAAGUUAUCUCUGCCUGAUGGUCCACUACAUGUUAGACAGCACUCCAGCCCAGAUGCUUUCUUCCGUCCUGCUGUAAAUGGCAACUCCUCUGAUAAAGUUCUGUCUGUUAGAGAUAAUGGUAGUGGCAAGAAAAAGAGCUUUGAUGACGCAUCUGGAAUGCCACGGAUGCAUGGCUUUGUGGGAUCACCUGCUAAAACUCGCAAAAAUCUGGUGACCUCAUCCCUUCCAAGGGCUUGGAAUCCAACUAGUCAAGAAAACAAAGCCAUACAACUUGAUGAUGCAAAAAGCAGCAGCAGCAGUGGCUCUCCACCAGCCACACCAACGCUAUCAGAACCCAUGGAGAAGAGAAGUCGGAGUGACACUGCGGAUAUCUAUGCUGAUGGUGAUGAUGAAUCACAGGCUGACUCCACAGAUAAUACCAAGCAGAGUGUCAUGCAACACAAUCAGUCACAUGCAUCAAUCAUAUCUAUGGAAGAUGAAGAGUUUGCUUCAGAUGACGAGAAGAUUGAUGACCAUGGUCCAUUUAAUGAUUUAGAAAUUCUUAAGAAUAAGCCAGCUCAUCUGGCAGUGUUCCUCCAUUACCUUAUAUCAAACAGUGAUCCAAGUAGUUUGUUCUUUUGGAUGGUAACAGAUACCUACAGAGAAGGAACAAUAAAAGAAAUGAAGAAGUGGUCGUAUGAGAUCUACUCUACAUUUCUGGCUGAGCGGGCGCCUCUGAAAGUUAUCAAUAUGGAUAAAGAAACAAUUGUAGAGCCCAUUGAGAGUUGCUUAGGGUCUGAAGAUAAUCUAAAAAUCUUGUUUCAACAAGCAAGGGAUCUUGCAGGAGAAGAAAUUAAAGAACUGUUAGCAGACUUCAGGAAUAAACGGGCCCUUGGUCUUGGGAGUUUAUUUGGCGAUCACCAGCUAGAAGAUGACAACAUGGAUAAAGGAAAGGAACUUCAAGUAGUGGAACAAACUUUGAUGCCACACUUAGAGGGAGUCUUGGCUGAAUUGGAUGCGAAUACUGCUGUAGAUGCUUCUCAGAUUGACAGAAACUCUGCUAUGGCAUCUGCCCUUACUACUUUUUUGAAACAAGUUGGAAUUACUGUUAAGCAACAAGGGACCAAUGCAAAUAUCCUGGAGAGAUACUCGAGCUUCACACGAAAAGAGAAUAAGCCACUGUUUAAAAUUAAAGCAAGCAAAAAGAGUAAGGGACACCAUUUUGUUAGUACACAUUACACAAGUAUGACGUUCUGCAAUCACUGUAGUGGUCUACUGUGGGGUAUUGGAGAUCAAGGCUAUCAAUGUUCAACGUGUGAAUACAAUGUACACAAAGGGGCUUGCUUUGAGGCAAUUGAAGAAUGUCCGGGAACAAAGAAGAAAAGAAAAACAAAUAAUCAAGCUGGCAGAUCACCGUCAUUUGCAAAUUAUAGUAGAAAAGUUAGUCAGCCUGCUUCAUCUCAAUAUGGGACAAAAAACUAUGAAAAUGAUGAUGAAAAUGAGUCAGACAAUGGCAGUACAACAGUUCACUAUAACAAGAAAAAGAGUGGUUCUUUUGAUGAAGAUUUGAUUUCAGGUGGAAGAGACAACAGAAUACCUGGGGAUGACAGGGCACCUGACAGGGAAGGAUUUUUAAGCUCUGGUGAUGAUGGAAUGUCAAAAACGAAAAGCGCUAGUGAACUGUCUCUUGAUAAACCACACUUACAAAAACAUGUUGUUGGGAGAUCGGAGAGUAUGAAGACACCCGUAAGUAUUUAACAAGGUUUUUCUCUUAGGUUUAGAGUGGUUUUCAUUUGAGUGUUAAAAAGU